AUGGCAGCUUUGCCUUAAUAUGAAACGUUAUCUGGAAAUUGGGUUUCACCUCAUGUUUUCCAUAUUUAAUUAAAUCGUCCAGAUAGAAUGAAUGCAUUUAAUCCAAAAAUGUUUGAAGAAAUACCUUAAGCAUUUGAGUUUUUAAAUAAGUAGGAAGAAUUGAGAGCUGUAGUUCUAACUGGAAACGGAAAACAUUUUAGUUCAGGUUUAGAUUUAAAUGAAGCCUUCUAAGCUAUUAUGCCUGAAUCAGAUGACACUGCUAGAAAAACAAUUAAACUUUACGAAACAAUCAAAAUUCUUCAACAUUCCAUUGAUACCUUAAAUAGAUGCAGAGUUCCUGUUCUUGUUGGUAUUCAUGGCGCUUGUGUAGGUGCAGGAAUAAAUUUUGCAUGCUCUGCUGACAUUAGAUAUUGUACAAAAGAUGUUAAAAUUUCAAUUAAAGAAGUUGAUAUAGGUAUUUGUGCUGAUAUUGGUGUUCUUUAAAGACUUCCUUUAUAAACUGGUAAUGACAGCUUGCUUAGAGAAAUAACAUAUACUGGAAGAUUUGUUAGCGCAGAUGAAGCUUUGAGACUUGGAGUUGUUUCUAAAGUUUCUGAAAAUUAAGAAACUAUGAUUAAAGAAUUGAUUGAAGUUGCUCAAACUAUUGCAAGCAAGAGCCCUGUUGCAGUUUGGACAAUCAAAUAGGCCUUAAACCACGAUGUUAACAAAGCAGUAAUUCCUAAUCUUGAAUAUAUGGCUAGAGUGAAUGCUGCUAUGAUAUAAACAUCUGAUAUGCAAGAAUCUGUAACUUCGUUUUUGACUAAGAAAAAAGCAGUAUUCCCAAAAUUAUGA
Messenger RNA from Tetrahymena thermophila SB210, 831 nucleotides. Its product is annotated as enoyl-CoA hydratase/delta3,5-delta2,4-dienoyl-CoA isomerase. Gene Ontology annotation, molecular function: delta(3,5)-delta(2,4)-dienoyl-CoA isomerase activity. NCBI's taxonomy places the organism in Eukaryota, Ciliophora, Oligohymenophorea, Hymenostomatida, Tetrahymenidae. The record is from RefSeq and is a predicted model, not a curated record. The transcript is spliced from 4 exons.